Messenger RNA from Melitaea cinxia (Glanville fritillary), 513 nucleotides. RefSeq lists its product as uncharacterized. The coding region runs from base 1 to 513 and encodes 170 amino acids. Gene Ontology annotation, biological process: DNA integration. Gene Ontology annotation, molecular function: nucleic acid binding. The transcript has a single exon. NCBI's taxonomy places the organism in Eukaryota, Metazoa, Arthropoda, Insecta, Lepidoptera, Nymphalidae. The record is from RefSeq and is a predicted model, not a curated record.
AUGAAGGCUUUAGCAAGAAGCUAUGUGUGGUGGAAGAACAUUGACAUAGAUAUUGAAAAUAUGGUGAAACAAUACAAGAGAUGCUGUUUGAUGCGUAAAAACCUGACUAAGGUACCUGUACACAGCUGGGGAUAUCCAAAGGAACCGUGGAGUCGUAUUCAUAUUGACUAUUCCGGACCAUUCAUGAACCAAUAUUUCCUUAUGAUGGUAGAUGCCUAUACUAAAUGGUUAGAAGUUAUACCUACUAAUUCUAUGUCAGCUGCAACAACUAUAAAUAUUCUAAAGAAGUUAUACACUACAUUCGGGUUACCAAUAACGCAAGUCUCUGAUAAUGGAAGACAAUUUAGAUCAGAAGAAAUGCAAACAUUCUUAAAAGAAUAUGGAAUUCAAGCUAAAUUUACAGCACCAUUUCAUCCUUCUACCAAUGGUCAAGUAGAAAGAUACGUUCAAUCUGUUAAAAAUAAGCUUAAAGCAAUGAUCAAUGACGAGGGAUCUAUACAAGAAAAAUUAUAA